AUGCUCGCCCUCGAGAGAAGUAAAACGUAUCGCGGCAAAUGUACGCCCAAUGUGCUGCCUUGCAGAAUAAACCACAAUGGCGCUGUCAACACUUCGAGACGAUAUUGGAAUCCAACUGCGCAGCCAGAUGGCAAAACCAUAGCUUAUUUCCGCGGCCGCAAACUCCACGGCAAAGUCUUAAAAGUCCCCUCCAAAUACCGUGGUGUAGUAGUCGAGAAGACGGAGAGGGUUUUGCCGAGAGCGCCAGUUCAGACACAGAAUGACCAGGUGGAAGGAGAGGAGGAAGAGGAAGAAGAUGAAGAGCCUGAGGUGAAGGUUAUGGAGGAACAAGCGGGCUUUGAGGAGAUUGUGGUUUGGGGCCAUGAGAUGAUACCGGAUGGGAUGGCGGAUCCGUAUGUGAGAGGGUUAGAGGACUGGAUUGCUUUUGCCGAGAGUAUACAUUCGUUCGACCUGGUGGAAACGAAGAAGGCUUGA
This is a messenger RNA of Cadophora gregata, 474 nucleotides long. RefSeq lists its product as uncharacterized. Gene Ontology annotation, cellular component: ribonuclease H2 complex. The record is from RefSeq and is a predicted model, not a curated record. The coding region runs from base 1 to 474 and encodes 157 amino acids. Gene Ontology annotation, biological process: RNA catabolic process. The transcript is spliced from 3 exons. NCBI's taxonomy places the organism in Eukaryota, Fungi, Ascomycota, Leotiomycetes, Helotiales, Ploettnerulaceae.